GUUACAGGGUGUGAGAAUUGAAGCGACUCUCUCUCUUUCUGAUUUGUUCUUCUUACCCACACGGAGUAGAGCUUCCACAGAUGGUUUUGGAACCCUAAUACUUUCAUCUUUGUGCUUCGAAUCUCUCACUCCGAGGCGAAUAGAGCUGAUUAAAUUUGGGGUUUCCGAUCUCUAAUGGCGAAACGGGAGAAUUCUGAUGCAAUGAGGACCGAAGUUUGCAUCAACGAAGUCCUCACAGACGAUGAGCUUCGAGCAAUCAUGACGAAGUUAGAGAACGACAAGGAUAAAGAGAAUUUGGGAUUUGUAUGUAAACGAUGGCUUUAUUUGCAGAGUACGGAGAGGAGGAAGCUCUGCGCUCGUGCGGGUCCAUUGAUGCUUCAGAAAUUGGCGGCGAGGUUCACUCGUCUUGUUGAGUUAGAUCUUUCGCAGUCUUCCUCUCGGUCGUUCUUUCCUGGUGUCACCGAUUCUGAUCUGGCCGUUAUUGCCGCGGGGUUUGGUUGUUUGCAGGUUCUUAGUCUACAGAACUGUAAAGGUGUUACAGAUGCUGGAAUGGUGGCACUUGGAAAUGGCCUUACCUGUUUACAAUCCUUGGAUGUCUCACACUGCAGAAAGUUGACAGACAAGGGACUUGCAGCCAUAGCUAAGGGCUGUGUCAGUUUGAGAAGCUUGCAUCUUGUGGGUUGCAGAUGCAUUACUGAUGGACUAUUAACUUCCCUUUCUAAGAAUUGUCACAACCUAGAAGCAUUGGUACUGGAAGGUUGCACCAAAAUAACCGACUCAGGACUCACAGCCCUUGUUGAUGGUUGUCGACAUAUCAAGGUUUUAGAUGUCAAUAAAUGCAGCAACAUUGGAGAUAUUGGAAUUAUUAGCGUAUCCAAAGCUUGUUCUUCUCUGAGGGCUUUGAAGUUACUGGACUGCUACAAAGUUGGAGAUGAUUCUAUAUUUUCCUUGGCUCACUGCUGCAAGAAUCUUGAGACUCUUGUCAUUGGGGGAUGUAGGAACAUCUCCAACGAGUCUAUUAAGAGCCUUGCAUCUGCCUGUCAUAGAAGUCUAAAGAAUUUGCGGAUGGAUUGGUGUUUAAAAAUCUCUGAUUCUUCGCUGAGCUGCGUACUAUCUAAAUGUAAAAAUCUAGAGGCCCUUGACAUUGGGUGCUGUGAGGAGGUGUCGGACACAGCUUUUCAGGCAUUGGGUGGUGGCGGCCAUGACUCGGCUUUGAAGAUUUUGAAGGUGAGCAACUGUCAGAAAAUUACUGUUUUGGGGAUAGGUAUGCUUUUAGAGUCCUGCAAAAUGCUGAAGUAUCUUGAUGUGAGGUGUUGCCCACAUGUUACAAAGUUAGGUUGUGAGCAGGCUGGGUUGAGGUUUCCAGAAUACUGUAAAGUGAAUUUUACAGGCAGUUUAUCCGAGCCAGAUGUGCUUAUUGGAAUGAGAUCACUGUGGUUCAGUAACAUUUGAAUUCAUCUGAAACAAGACCACGUAGUUAUUGGGGAUUCUGAGAGCACUGCAACAACAGGUGACCAUAGCUUCUGAAAUGUUUUAUAAGCUACAUUUCCUCUAGAAUUUCCCUCCGCAUGUUAUCUGUUGAGUUAUCGAUUGCAUGGACAUUGCUUUCUGGCCUUAUAUUUAUACUGUACAUAGGGCUGCAAUCCUUUUUUUUUUUUUUUAAUGAAAAGGUCUGUAAUCUGUUACUCCCAUGUAAUAGUAGAGUAGUUUCUGGUUCCUCUCAGAAACUUAUUUGAUGGACUUGAUUUAGUCUGAA
Molecule: messenger RNA, 1756 nt
Organism: Macadamia integrifolia
Lineage: Eukaryota; Viridiplantae; Streptophyta; Magnoliopsida; Proteales; Proteaceae
Product: F-box/LRR-repeat protein 4-like
Exons: 2
Coding region: 175-1452 (425 amino acids)
Biological process (GO): SCF-dependent proteasomal ubiquitin-dependent protein catabolic process
Cellular component (GO): SCF ubiquitin ligase complex
Molecular function (GO): protein binding
Source: RefSeq, a predicted model, not a curated record